Molecule: messenger RNA, 1414 nt
Organism: Scomber japonicus (chub mackerel)
Lineage: Eukaryota; Metazoa; Chordata; Actinopteri; Scombriformes; Scombridae
Gene: mss51
Product: MSS51 mitochondrial translational activator
Exons: 6
Coding region: 1-1155 (384 amino acids)
Source: RefSeq, a predicted model, not a curated record
AUGACGGAAACAGAGAGAGCUGGCCCGGAAGCCAGGGGUAAACCCAUGGCCUUCCGGUCUCAAAAGGAAAUGUUUGAGAAGAUGGAAGAAUCUUUUAAGAUCUGUGCGUGUUGUGAGAAGCAGCCCAAACAACUUUCAAACCCACAAAGCCUGAAGCGUUGUGGCAGAUGUCUAAAUGUUUAUUACUGUAGUAAAGAAUGUCAGAAGGAUGACUGGUCAAAACAUAAGAAGUUCUGCGCUGUUCUCUGUCAAGCUGCCAUUGACAGAAUCGUGGAAUGGCUUGUGUUCAAAGGAGAUCUUCCAUUCCCUACAGACAAAUGGUCAAAACCCCAGUCAGAGAUUAAGGGCUGGGAUGACUGGCUCGCCAUGCAGGGAGAUCUCACAGCUCGCCUUGAUCCCAUUUUGACUGGAGCAAACAUGAAAGACUUGUGGACCAACGCUGGCAGGCCUCGACCUGUAGAUGGGGACUUGAAGCAGUCACUGUGGAGGGUUUGCAGUGAGUUCUUCUCCAGGCCGCUGACCAUAUCCUGGGGGAUGAGGCUGUUUGGCCUCAACCCUUAUUCCAGACCUCUUACUAUUCACCUGGUGGGAGCAGCCCAGAGUGAGACACUGGGAGCCAGACUGACUGACUAUGAUGAGCUGAACAAAAUGUUCCCUGGACACCAGGGCAUAGAGAUAGUCAUGGUGGGACCAGAGGUGCUUGACGGCCCCAUUGUGAGGCCUCCACUCAGGGCGUUUGGCCCCAAGCAAAGGGUCUAUAUCAGUGCAUAUAAGGGUCUUUACCACCAGUUCUGGGAGGAGCUGGUGGACAAAGAGGAAGCAGCCAAGCCAGACCUGGUGGUUGGAUUUCAUCCAGGGUUUGAUGCCAGUCAGGGUCUGGAUGAGGGUUGGCUUCCGACUCUUCUUCUUCUUAGGGAUUAUGAGAUUCCUUCUCUUUUCACUGCUCUCAGUGAGACAGAGAUGACCUACUCCCUGCAGAUCCUGUUGGAGCUUGAGAUGGACAUGAAGGGAAGUGGUGCCAACCCCUUUGCAUCACUGAAACCAGAAUCGGCAGGCACGAGUCCCAACAAGCCUCCUGUCUACUGCAACUCCCACUACUUCUCUUUUCAAGGUCUACUGGAGACUGUGGAGUUUGAGGAACCAGAUGAGGCCUGAAGGAGCUAUGUGCUGUGAUUGCAAACACACAUGACUGAAACUCAGCUGUUUUCUAUGAAUCAUUGAUAUUUUAAGUCUCUGUAAGCUAUUUAAUAUGUUCUAAUCAUGCCAUUCUGCUUUGUGAGUACAAGUAUUUGCUCUGACAUUUACAUUUACUAUCUCAGUACCACGGCAUUCAACUGUCAGAGUUGUGUGAUUUGAAUAUACUGUCUGUGAGCUGUUGUUGCAUUAAGAGAGCUACAAUAAAACAGUGUAUACA